This is a messenger RNA of Mangifera indica (mango), 1177 nucleotides long. RefSeq lists its product as uncharacterized. Lineage: Eukaryota; Viridiplantae; Streptophyta; Magnoliopsida; Sapindales; Anacardiaceae. The coding region runs from base 209 to 889 and encodes 226 amino acids. The record is from RefSeq and is a predicted model, not a curated record. The transcript has a single exon.
AUUGUUCACGUAAAUAAUAUUAUCUUUCUCCCAAUUCUUCCUUCAAUUCAAUUAUCUUUUAUUUUGUUUAAAUUAUAUUUAUAAAAAUUUCCCCUUUUUUCUUUUUAUAUAUUUCUUCGGCUGUUGAUUUCCAAACUCUAUAUAAACCAUACAGCAACAUCCGAAAUUCUUGCACAAAAUUUCUGAACAAGAAAGGCACUCCUGAGCCAUGGCUCACCACUUGCUUUUUCUCUCUUUGAUAUUAACUCCACUGGCAGCAAUGCAAGGCUGCCAUGCAGUUGACUACACGGUCACAAACACAGCCGGCACAACUACUGGCGGCGCCCGCUUCGACAGCCAAAUCGGGGCCAGCUACAGCAAGCGAACCCUGGCAUCGGCCACGGAUUUUAUAUGGGGAAUCUUUCAACAAAACAACCCAGCUGAUCGGAAAAAUGUUCAGAAAGUCAGUUUGUUUAUCGAUAGCAUGGACGGGGUCGCAUAUGCUAGCAACAAUCAAAUCCACUUCAGCGCCAAUUACAUAGGAAAUUAUUCUGGUGAUCUCAAAAGAGAGUUCACCGGAGUAAUUUAUCAUGAGAUGACACAUAUUUGGCAAUGGAAUGGAAACGGACAGACCCCAGGAGGCUUGAUUGAAGGGAUUGCCGAUUAUGUGAGGUUAAAGGCUAACUAUGUGCCGAGCCACUGGGUGCAACCUGGUCAGGGCGACCGGUGGGAUCAGGGAUAUGAUGUGACGGCGAGGUUUCUCGACUACCUUAACAGUUUGAGAAAUGGGUUUGUUGCAGACCUUAACAAGAAGAUGAGAAGUGGGUAUAACGCUAGCUACUUUGUUGAUCUGCUGGGGAAGACGGUGGAUCAGUUGUGGAGUGAAUACAAGGCCAAGUAUGGAAAGUAAUCAACGCAGUAGUCUAACAAUCAUAUAAGAGAAUAAGAAUCCUGUUGAAGUGUCUGUUUUUGUUCAUAUUAUCAGCUCUAUGUAUGAUAACAAUAAAUUUAUCAACAAUAGUCAAUGAAAAAGAUGAAAUCUAUGGACCAAAAUCAGCCUUCCAUAUCAAAGACAAGGAAAAAAAAGAGAUAAGCCAAAGCCAUAAAUAAGAGUCUCAUUUGUAGAUGAAAAUACUUCUGUUUUGGGCAUUUCUUUUUCGCAAAGUUCAGUGAACAAGAACUGCUGAAAGUUUUCGAA